Prinia subflava (tawny-flanked prinia) is the source of this 1749-nucleotide messenger RNA. RefSeq names its product calcitonin related polypeptide beta (gene CALCB). Gene Ontology annotation, cellular component: extracellular region. Gene Ontology annotation, molecular function: hormone activity; calcitonin receptor binding. Bases 144 to 518 code for a protein of 124 amino acids. The transcript is spliced from 5 exons. Lineage: Eukaryota; Metazoa; Chordata; Aves; Passeriformes; Cisticolidae. Gene Ontology annotation, biological process: adenylate cyclase-activating G protein-coupled receptor signaling pathway; regulation of cytosolic calcium ion concentration. The record is from RefSeq and is a predicted model, not a curated record.
UGGCGGGCGCGCGCGGGCGCCCACGCAGGCGGCGGCGGCGGCAGGUAUAAAGGGGGCGGCGGGCAGUGCGGGGCACCGCGGAUCUGCGGCGACACCGGCACCGGCACCGCGCCCCUGCUCCGCCCGCGCCCCGAGAGGAAAUCAUGGUUAUGCUGAAGAUUUCAUCUUUCCUUGCUGUUUAUGCCUUGGUUGUGUGCCAGAUGGACAGCUUCCAGGCAGCCCCAGUCAGACCUGGCUUGGAGUCCAUAACGGAUCGAGUGACUCUCAGUGAUUACGAAGCCCGGAGGUUAUUAAAUGCGCUGGUGAAAGAGUUCAUACAGAUGACAGCAGAAGAGCUGGAGCAAGCCUCCGAGGGGAACAGCAGUGUAACAGCACAGAAGAGGGCCUGCAACACAGCCACCUGUGUGACCCACCGCCUGGCAGACUUCCUGAGCAGGUCAGGGGCAGUGGGCAAGAACAACUUUGUCCCAACCAACGUGGGCUCCAAGGCCUUUGGCAGGCGGAGAAGAAGCAUCUGAGAAGCUGAAUGGUGAUGUGAGCACGAUUGCAAUGAAGCUGAAAACUCGACUUUAAUUUCUAAUGGAAGCAACUCUUCUUCAUAAAGCAAGACCACCAAAAAGAUUAAUUUUUCAUCCUACUAUUGAAAAUGUUUUAUUUAAUACAAAUGAAAACACUUCUGUUAUGUAUAGUAAAAGAGAAUCUAGUUAUUAAAGUUAAAUUAUUGUAUAUUCUUUUUAUAUGCAACUCUAUUUCAAAUAAAAUGUGACAGCAUCUAUUAUUUAUUUAUCUUCCAGCUUAUGUGAUCCAUGCUAUUUACCCUGGCCCUACUGCCAAAUCUCGGGGAUUAUACUAAACUGCUGCCUGGCAAGGCAUAUGUGUAUUAUACAGUGUGCUGUGCCUUGAUGUAAAACACUUAACUAUCCUGAUUGUACAGUAUGUUUAAAAAAAAAGAAAUCACUUCAAUAUUGUAUUAUUUGUGAAUUUACGCAAAAUUAAAAAAAGUAUUUUAGAUACACUUGGAUUGAGAAACUGAUUUUUCAUUUGGACACGCUUAUGGAGACAUGUGGCACUAAGCCAACAUCAGUGCAGAUCAGCUAGUCCAUUGAUCUGCUCCAGCCUUAUUAACUAUAACUACUAGGGCUUGAGUCAAGAGUUCAGAACAGAAAGAAUAGCUGCUUUUUAUAUAUAUAUAUUAAAAAACUCCAAAUGAACCAAAAGACACGACUUAGUGAGACUUCUGUUACAGAAAAAAAAAAAAAAAUUAAGCCACAGAUACAUUUAGUAAAAACAUGGAGACAAAUUUCAUCAUGUGAAGUUUAAAGCUAGAUUUUUUUACACAGGCUGUAGCUUAGAUGAAAUGGCCUGACAUCAGCUGUAGAUUUUUCUGUACGGCCAAAAAAAUGAAUUAGAAAGGAAAAGAAAGAGAAGCUACAGAAAUGUACAUUUCUUUGAAGCAAUCCUGAGACAGAGUCUAUUUAGGGAUCAGGGAUAAAUAAUUAGAGUGAGUGGAGAAGAGGGUAGCUGGAUCCAUUCCACGGACUUCUAAGUGGUGCUGCCAACUUCCUUCUCAAAGCUGCUGCUGUUUCAGUUUAGUAGCUGAGUCAGAUAUUUGUUUAGAUUAGUUUCAUGCUUUACAGCCUGACCCUAAAAUCUGCUCCAUCAGUUCAGAUGAAUCCCAGAAUGGGUGAGGAAAGAGGCCACAGGGGCUCAUGUGCUCCCUCCUCUGUGCUCCAGCAGGGUCAUCCUCCA